CCCCUCCAUGGUCGCCAUCUUUGAUCUUCCGAAUUGAAUUUCCGAGUCAAUUCGCAAAAAUUUGACAAUUGGAGACAGAAUGUUUUAGUUCCUUUGUUAAAAGAAUUACAGGAUGACGGAGCUGCUGCUGGACUCGCAGAUCCGCGUGUGGGUCUUCCUGCCCAUCGUGGUCAUCACCUUCCUGUCGGGCAUCCUGCGCCACUACGUCGCCGUGCUGCUCGCCUCGCAGAAAAAGGUCGAGCUGCAGCAAGUGCAGGACAGCCAGGCGAUGAUCCGGUCGCGACUCCUCAGGGAAAACGGAAAGUUCAUCCCGAAGCAGUCUUUCAUGAUGCGCAGGCACUUCUUCAACGACGAGAGCACCGGGUACUUCAAAACGCAGAAGAGGCCGCCGGCAGCCACAAACCCGAUGACCGACCCAAGCGUCAUGACCGAGAUGCUCAAGGGCAACGUGACCAACGUGCUGCCCAUGAUCGUCAUCGGCGGCUGGAUCAACUGGGUCUUCUCCGGAUUCGUCACAACCAAAGUGCCCUUCCCGCUGACCCUGCGGUUCAAACCAAUGCUGCAGAGAGGCAUUGAGUUGCUGUCCCUGGACGCCGCGUGGGUCUCGUCAGCCUCGUGGUACUUCCUCAAUGUCUUCGGCCUGCGCAGCAUUUACACUCUAGUCCUCGGCGAGAACAACGCCGCCGACCAGGCCAAGCAUAUGCAGGACCAGAUGUCGGGGGCGGCCAUGGCAAUGCCCCAGGACCCCAAGGCCGCCUUCAAGGCCGAGUGGGAGGCGCUUGAGAUCUGCGAGCACCAGUGGGCCUUGAGCAAUGUUGAGGCCGAGCUCGUCGGCAACUCCAUUCCUGAAAUUGCCUCUCAAUGAACUCAUUUGUUUUGUUGCACUUUUAAAUUAUUCCUGUUUUGUCUGUGAAAGAGAAAGAAAUAAACAAUAAAAGUUAAGUUCAAGUGUGA
Neocloeon triangulifer is the source of this 954-nucleotide messenger RNA. It is a transcript of the gene EMC3, whose product is annotated as ER membrane protein complex subunit 3. NCBI's taxonomy places the organism in Eukaryota, Metazoa, Arthropoda, Insecta, Ephemeroptera, Baetidae. The transcript has 5 exons. The record is from RefSeq and is a predicted model, not a curated record. Gene Ontology annotation, biological process: protein folding in endoplasmic reticulum. The coding region runs from base 113 to 865 and encodes 250 amino acids. Gene Ontology annotation, cellular component: membrane; EMC complex.